AUUGUUCAUUAUCAACUUGCAACUGAGUGAAAACAACAACAAAAACUUCCUUAGUGACAGCCAAUUGGUCAUUUUCUUUUUAAAUUAAAAAUAUCUUGUGAUCUGUUUCUGUUCACUGAAUCCCCAAAAUAAAAAAAAAUUAAUUUUGCAGGCCCUCUUUAAUCGAGCCUGUUCAUGGACAGCUUUGUGAAGUGCAAUCUAUUGUCCUACCCCUUAGCAUUGGUUUGUCAGGACAUACAGGAGCUGGCCAGGCGCUUUGGUGUAGAUAUGGAGCAGUGCCGCAGCCACUGGCACCAGGUACGUGCCAGUCUAGAGGGGACUGAUCAGUCAGCUGACCAGACCAUGACCUGGAUUACUGGCAACCUUUCUACCAGUAAUUCAGCUCUUUACAGAAUUGCUGCUGUGGGUCUCCUCCUCCCAACCUCUACUGCAGAUUGUGAGCAAGGAUUCAGCUGCCUGAAGAGAGUUAAGACUGAAAACAGGAAUUGUCUCUCUGUUAAAGUUCUAAACUAUCUUCUUGCCGUCUCCCUUCAAGGACCCCCAUUAGAAUCUUUCAACUUUGAGAAGGCAGUCAAGGCAUGGAAUGACAACAAACCUAGAAGACAGGCCCACUUUUAAUGAUGUUAAUGAAAAAAAACAACAACUGAAAUAUACUCAUUUAAAUGGGACACACACAUGCAUAUAAAUGUUGAUUAUAUGUUGUGAACUUGUGUUUAUAUAUAAUUGUUUAUUUAUUUGAAUUGUUGGAAAUGGAAAAAGCAAAUAAUAAAAAUUAAGAAAAUGUUUAUCAAGUGAAAAGCUUUCAUAAUUUGUUUUAAAACAGCCCACAGCAGUAUCUUGACACCUAAAAUGGCAAAAAUUUUCGACACGCGGUACGGGGGUCAAGACCCCCUCCCACACCCACCCCCGUCUAAUUCCAAAAAUGUAGCGCUUAAAAAAA
This is a messenger RNA of Ruditapes philippinarum (Manila clam), 940 nucleotides long. RefSeq lists its product as uncharacterized. The transcript is spliced from 2 exons. The coding region runs from base 175 to 618 and encodes 147 amino acids. The record is from RefSeq and is a predicted model, not a curated record. NCBI's taxonomy places the organism in Eukaryota, Metazoa, Mollusca, Bivalvia, Venerida, Veneridae. Gene Ontology annotation, molecular function: protein dimerization activity.